Molecule: messenger RNA, 1744 nt
Organism: Oncorhynchus masou masou (cherry salmon)
Lineage: Eukaryota; Metazoa; Chordata; Actinopteri; Salmoniformes; Salmonidae
Product: 85/88 kDa calcium-independent phospholipase A2-like
Biological process (GO): cardiolipin acyl-chain remodeling; positive regulation of ceramide biosynthetic process
Cellular component (GO): mitochondrion
Molecular function (GO): protein binding
Source: RefSeq, a predicted model, not a curated record
CCAGAUAAACGCCAGGGACGGUGCUGGUCAGACCCCAUUACACCUGGCGUGUGAGCGGGGGGAAGUGGCGUGUGUCAGAGAGCUGCUGGAGGAGUGCCAGGCUCGCACCGACAUCAAAGACAAGAACGGGGAGACGCCAAUGCAUUGUGCCGCCAAGCAGGACUCUGCUACUAUUAUACAGGCGCUGUGCAGUAGGAUGUGUGCGGGGGUGAAUGAGCUGAACGGGGCGGGGGAGACGCCCCUCCAUGUUUCUUGUCGCCUUGGGAGGGUAGAGGCCGUGAACGCACUCCUGGGGGGAGGAGCCCGCUGUGACAUCAUCGGGAGCAGUGGCUACCCAAUCCACGCCGCCAUGAAGUACAGUGAGAAGAGUUGUGCUGAGGCUGUCCUGGAUGCAGACCCAGGUCAGCUACAGGUAGAAGAUGCCGUCUAUGGAGGAACCCCCCUACACUGGUGCAAGACUGCAGAGAUGUGUCGUACGCUGCUGGAACGAGGUUGCUUGGUGAACUACCUCAGUAAGACAGAGAGUGCACUGCACGUCCUGACCAAGAGGGGGCUCUUCGAUGCUUCCAUGGUGCUGCUCACACACGGGGGGGAACCCAACCUCAAGGGUCAGGAUGGGAACACAGCCCUGCAUCUGGCUAUGAAGAUGGACCACAUGGAACUGAUCAAGGCUCUGAUUGUGUUUGGAGCCGACGUGGAGAUACACAAUGACCUGGGAGAGACUCCCGGAUUGAUAGCAGCACGCACUAGUAAAGGCUCCAACAGAAAGGUGCUACUGGACAUGCUGUGUAGUGUAGGGGUACAGCGGUGCGCCCCACCCUCCUCCCCCCUCAACUCCCAUCCUCCCCCCAAGAAGGCUGCUUCGUCACCAGGCAUAGGGUUCGAGGACAUCAUGCACGUUGCGGCGGCGGUGGGUGCGAUGAGUCGCGGCCGGGAGGAAGUGGACGGGUUCAAAACAGGAAGCAGGAAGAUAGACAGACUGCUGUGUCUGGAUGGAGGGGGCAUUAAAGGCUUGGUUCUGAUCCAGUUGUUAAUCUCCCUGGAGAAAGAGGCAGGCAGGCCCAUCAAGGAACUCUUUGACUGGGUUUCUGGGACCAGCACAGGGGGCAUACUGGCCCUGGCUAUCGUCCAUGGUAAGGAUAUGGAGUAUCUGCGAUGCCUCUACUUCCGUAUGAAGGAGCAGGUGUUCAAAGGGUCGCGACCCUACGAGUCGGCCCCUCUGGAGGACUUCCUGAAGAAAGAGUUCGGCGAAAACACCAUGAUGACAGACGUACGGCACCCCAGGGUGAUGGUAACCAGUGUGCUGGCAGACAGACAUCCAGGAGAGCUCCAUCUCUUUAGGAACUAUGACCCCCCUUCCCUGCCCAGAGAACGCCCCUACGCUGGCACAGCCACCUUCCUUCCACUCACCAUACCACAAGAGCAGGUCGUGUGGAGAGCCGCCCGUUCCAGUGGCGCCGCCCCCACCUACUUCCGACCAAUGGGGCGGUUUCUGGACGGAGGGUUGCUGGCCAAUAACCCGACACUGGAUGCCAUGACUGAGAUCCACCAAUACAACAAAUCCCUGAAAGCAGAGGGGCGUGGCCUAGAGGUGCAGCGUCUUGGUGUGGUGGUUUCUUUAGGGACAGGUAAGCCUCCCCAGGUAGUGGUGAACUGUCUAGGCGUGUUCAGACCCUCCAACCCUCUGGAACUGGCCAAGAGCUGUAGAGGCGCCAAGGAGCUGGGCAAGAUGCUGGUGGACUGC